Molecule: messenger RNA, 5701 nt
Organism: Seriola aureovittata
Lineage: Eukaryota; Metazoa; Chordata; Actinopteri; Carangiformes; Carangidae
Gene: col18a1a
Product: collagen type XVIII alpha 1 chain a
Exons: 41
Coding region: 107-4441 (1444 amino acids)
Source: RefSeq, a predicted model, not a curated record
UGAGCGGGAGGAAAGUCUGUGUGAGGAGUGUAGUGGCUGUGUGGACAUGUCAUAGUCCACUCUUGGACCCUGAUCAAGUGGCUGGACGAGGUCAAGACUUGACAUUAUGCCCAAGAUGAGGACCCAGGUUGGAGUUUUGUUUUUGUUGGCCCAGUGGAUGGUCUACUCUGAUGCUUGGUUCUGGUCCUGGACUGGUACCACAACUUUGGCCCCAACAAUGGAUCAUGAGGGGUCUGGCAGUCCAGCAGGUAGUGGAGAACAGCCAACAGAGGAUGGGGUUGCAACGGAGAUCAUUGAUGAAGGACAUGGGAUCCAAAAGACUGUGCAGACUUGGGAUGAGACCACUCCUCUGCUGACCUCUCUAAUAGCUACAACACAACCCAAGAAUGACCGGCCACCAGAAAGGGGCACAACAGGGAUUUCGUCACGCAUAUUUAAACCUGGUAAUGGCACAUCCUCACUAAAGGAAGACAGUGGAGUCACCCUGACGCAGCUGAUCGGGGAUCCUCCUCCUAGUGAGAUCACCCGGGUCUAUGGGCCCGACAACAGCCCCGCGUAUGUCUUUGGCCCCGAUGCCAACACGGGCCAGCUGGCACGCGCUCACCUGCCGAGCCCAUUCUACCGAGACUUUGCCCUCAUCUUCAACCUGCAACCUACCUCUGACAGGGGUGGAGUCAUCUUCUCUGUCACAGAUGCCUCACAGCAGAUCAUGUAUGUGGGUGUCAAACUGUCACCUGUCCAGGGUGACAACCAGAAUGUCAUCCUGUACUACACAGAACCCGACUCACAGCAGUCCUAUGAAGCAGCCAGGUUCCUUGUGCCCUCCUUGAGGGAUACCUGGACCCGUUUCGCUAUCGCCGUGAGGGACGACAAGGUGACGUUCUACCUCAACUGUGACACAGACCCUCAGGUGAUGCGCAUCGAGAGGUCCCCGGAUGAGAUGGAGCUGGAGGCCGGUGCCGGGGUCUUCGUUGGGCAGGCUGGAGGAGCUGAUCCUGAGAAGUUCCUGGGGCUCAUUGGUGAGCUGAGGGUGGUGGGAGACCCCCGUGCUGCUGAGAGACACUGUGAAGAGGAUGAGGAUGACUCCGAUAUGGCUUCAGGUGAAGGAAGUGGCUAUGAAGAAAGAAGACCCUUAAAACCAGCCGUGGAGAGAGACAGAUGGACGACUACUCCUCCUUCCUCUCGGCCCAUUCAGCAGCCACCGGUCAUCAAGAAAGAGGAGGUGUCUGUUACAAGAGAGACAGGAGCAGUUGGGUCUAAAGGAGAGAAGGGUGACCAAGGGGAUAGAGGAGAGAAAGGAGAUAGGGGUCCAAUUGGGCCGAAGGGAGAAUCAAGCUCUGGCUCCAGUUCCCGGGGGGGUGCCCGUGGAGAGAAGGGAGAACCAGGGGAGAAGGGAACUAAGGGCAGUGCAGGCUUUGGAUACCAAGGAAAGAAGGGUGAUCCCGGCCUCCCUGGGCCCCCUGGCCCCCCUGGCCCUCCAGGGCCCGCAACUGAAUUUUCAGUUGGCAAUGACGGCUCAGUUGUUUCAAGGGCCCCUGCACCCCGAGGACCAGCUGGACCACAAGGUGUCCCAGGCCCCCAGGGACCACCGGGAGCUGAUGGAGAGCCAGGUGAUCCUGGUGAGGAUGGAAAAACUGGUCCUGAUGGACCUCCAGGCUUCCCAGGAACCCCAGGUGACCCAGGAACCAAAGGAGAGAAGGGAGACCGUGGAGAGGGUCAACCUGGCCCCAGGGGACCCCCAGGACUCCCUGGACCUCCCGGACCAGGAUAUAGAUCUACCUUUGUGGACAUGGAAGGAUCAGGGUUCCCUGACUUGGAAUCUAUCCGGGGACUGCCUGGGCCUCCAGGCCCCCCUGGUCCACCUGGGCUUCCUGGUCCCUCUACAGCUGGCCCAGCAGUGAGUCCUGGGGCAUUAGGACCUCCAGGAAAGGACGGGGCGCCCGGUCAACCUGGUUUGCCUGGUUUACCGGGUACUGAUGGCCUCCCAGGAACUCCUGGUCCCAAGGGAGAAAAGGGUGAUUCAGGCGAGCUGGGUCUUCCAGGAGCAGUUGGAGAGAAGGGAGCUCCAGGAAACCCUGGUUUACCGGGACCUGCAGGGGAGCCUGGACUGGCAGGUCUGCCUGGACCCAUUGGACCAGUUGGGCAACCUGGACCUCCCGGGCCUCCUGGACCAAGUUAUCGUGUUGGAUUUGAUGACAUGGAGGGCUCUGGUGGAGGUUUCACCAAUGGAUUUCCUGGCGUCAGAGGACCAGAAGGAAGUCAGGGUCCUCCUGGCUUACCUGGACUUCCAGGUGAACCUGGGUUGCCUGGCAUACCGGGUCAGAAGGGCGCUGAAGGUCUUGUAGGAAAGGACGGGCGACCAGGGUUGGAUGGCUUCCCUGGACCUCAGGGACCAAAGGGCGACAGAGGUGACAAAGGAGAGAGGGGUGACUCAGGUCGAGAUGGAAAUGGACUCCCAGGUCCACCUGGACCACCUGGUCCACCUGGACAAAUCAUCUACUCCACAACUGGCAACUUUGAUGGAGCCGCCGGCAGUGUUGGGCCUCAGGGAGGACCUGGUUUGCCUGGUCAGGCUGGAUUCCCUGGUCCUAUUGGACCAAAGGGUGACAGAGGGGACCCUGGCCCUCCUGGCUACGGACUGAGGGGUGAGAAAGGAGAGCCAGGCUUAGUAAUCGGACCUGAUGGAAAUCUUCUGUCUCUGGAAGGGUUAACAGGUCUGAAGGGAGACAGAGGACCCUCUGGGCCUGUCGGACCCCCUGGCCAGUACGGGCCUCCUGGAUUAAAGGGUGAAAUUGGAAUGCCUGGACGACCUGGUCGCCCUGGUGUAAAUGGAUACAAGGGUGAGAAAGGAGAGUCAGGAGGUGGUGCUGGCUAUGGCUACCCAGGAGUCCCUGGCCCACCAGGACCACCCGGACCACCCGGAUCCCCCGGGCCAGCCACUCCUUUAGAUCGCUUCAAUCGCUACGAUGAAACUUCAAGGAAUUACCCAGUAGUUAAAGGGGAGAAAGGAGAGCGUGGUGACCGAGGGCUUCCAGGAAUCCCAGGAACAGCCUCUAAUUUUGAUAUUUACACAUUCAAGAAUGAACUGAAGGGAGAGAGUGGAGAUCCAGGCGUGAAGGGAGAAAAGGGAGAGCCUGGUGGUGGAUAUUAUGAUCCACGUUUUGGAGGAGUUCAAGGCCCCCCAGGGCCUCAUGGCAAACCAGGCCUGCCGGGUCCAAAGGGAGAUUCCAUAAUGGGCCCUGCUGGACCCCAGGGACCACCAGGGCCACCAGGCAUUGGUUACGAUGGACGCCCUGGUCCUCCAGGACCACCUGGACCCCCAGGAGCUCCAGGCUCUCUUCCUGGAGCAUACAGGCCCAAUCACCCCGUCAGUGUCCCUGGACCUCCUGGUCCUCCUGGCCCACCUGGAACUCCUGGUCUCACCUCUGGUGUUACAGUUCUGAGGUCGUAUGAGACAAUGAUUGCUUCUGCCAGACGCCAGGCAGAGGGCAGCCUCAUCUACAUCAUCGACAAAGCAGACCUCUACUUAAGAGUACGAGAUGGACUGCGGCAAGUCAUGCUCGGAGAGUACAGGCCCUUCUUCAGAGAUCUGGAGAACGAGGUGGCGGAGGUCCAGCCUCCACCUGUGAUCCUGUACCCCCAGUCCCAGGACCAGUCCCACAACAACGGAGCUGGCCAUUACUCCCAGGGUGGUUCUGCCAUACGCCCCAUUGAGCCCCCCCCACACCCACCUGUAGACCCCAGAUACCCCCCACAAUAUGAUCCCAGGUUCCCAGACCCCAGACACACAGGUCAGACGGACGGAAGAUUAGCCACCCACCAGACUGAGAACAGAUACCCUGUCACUCCACAGAGACGACCCAGCCCCCCUGUCCCACAGCCCGGUGUCCACGUGGGCACAUCAGCAUCGGGGCUGCACAUCAUCGCCUUGAACGCCCCUCAGACUGGUAACAUGCGAGGGAUCCGCGGGGCAGACUUCCUGUGCUUCCAGCAGGCUCGAGCUGUGGGCCUGAAGGGAACCUUCAGAGCUUUCCUGUCCUCUAAGCUUCAAGACCUCUACACCAUCGUCCGCAGGUCGGACAGGGACAGCUUCCCCAUCUUGAACCUCAAGGACCAAGUGUUGUUCAGCAGCUGGGAGUCUGUCUUUGGUGACAAUGCAAGCAAAAUGAGAGAGAAUGUACCAAUCUACUCCUUUGAUGGCAGAGAUAUCCUCAGGGACAGCGCAUGGCCAGAGAAAAUGGUCUGGCAUGGAUCAAACAACAAAGGCCACCGGCAAACAGACCACUACUGUGAAACAUGGCGAGCAGGCGACCGCGCUGUGACUGGUCUGGCAUCAUCGCUACAGAGCGGCCACCUCCUGCAGCAAACCUCCAGUAGCUGCUCCGGCUCCUACAUCGUCCUCUGCAUCGAGAACGCCCUCAUAACGCACUCCAAAAAAUAAGUCCACCGUCCUCUUUUUUUCUUUUUUCUUUUCUUUUUUUUUUUUUUUUGUUCUGGGCCCUAGUUAAACACAGUUUUAGUGUUCAAGCAGACAUGUUUUUUAAAAUUCCCUGAUAACGCGCCUUGUGAACAUGCAGCGUCCAGUGAACUGGCCCUGUGGCUCUUUGCCUGGCAGAGACGCUUUGCAUCGUCUGCUCCUCCCCUCCAUAAACGCCAAAGAGAUGGGUCGAACAGAGGGGUGUUGGUCCUUUUUCUUGGGGACAUUGGCACAUAUUUUCUUCAAGGGGUGGAACAACAGCGGAGAAGCUGAAUGCGUUCUCAAAUUGUAUCCAUUUUUUAAAAUUCUGUAUAUUACAUGUUUGUUGUUUGUGUUCUUUUUUUGUUUUGUUUUUGUUUUGCUUUUUUUUUUUUUGACGUUAUCAAUGUUUUACCUUAUGAACUGUUUUUAAAAAUGCUAUAUCCAUCCUGUUAUUUUAUUUUAUUUUUUUUAUUUUAGGUAUGGAUCAUUUCCACAUUUUUUACAAUCUGAUUUUAGAAUUGUGGGUUAUGAUGGGGUACAGCAAACUUUUAAGGACUAUUUUAAAUUUAAAGAAGAUAAUAGAUAUUUAUUUUUAAAUGAAGUUAUGUAAGAACAAAAAAUGAUUAGGAAAAAUUAAAAAAAAAAAAAAAAGCUAAAUACCCUCAAUUAUAGUCUACACAGCACAGAACAUUUAAUUAUUUUUCAAAAGAGCUUCUGAUCAGAAACUGUGCCUUAUUACACAACCUGGACUGCUUUUCACAAUAAGCUCAUGUAGUCUACCACGUCUUUUCUACACAUUAUUCUACCAAUAUGUAAAUGUUACAGUGGUUUUUACUCCUUCAGAUGCUUUUACUUCAACACAAAUUUAAAUGAUCUUGUUGGAUACAGACAUUACUGUAAUGAAUAAUCCCACAUCCAGAGGGCAAGAUGAGCCUUUUGAAUCUAAAAUGAUUAUUUUCCCUUAUACCACUUUAUAAAAACCAGAAAACCAGUGAGUAAGCUGGAAAUGAUUAGUUUGCUGCUAAUCUUUGUUGGACUGAUUGCUGUCGCGGGUGAUAGGGACAGGAAAAACCAGUAUGUAAAGGAGGCAGUGUUUUUGCAGUAACCUUGCAUUGAAUUUCAGAGACUAACCUGGCCUUAGUGCUGCUGAUGUCUUGACUGAACCUGUGGAUAUCCACUUUUAUAACAAAAUGUGCUGUACUGUUUCUCCCAGGCACUGAAUUAAAGUCUUUUUCAACCACA